CUGUAGUAGCUUUGCUGGCACCGUUGAUCGUUCGAUCUUGCGAUCCUCGCGAUCGCUACAUUCGUGUGACAUUCCUCACCGCACGCAGCUGGAGGUGGAGAAGUGCACCAAAGAACAACUUCCACACAAAAAACUAAAAAAAAAAGGAAGAGAAGAAGGAAACGAAAAACCACGCGCUCCCGUUUGAUGUCCGAUUGUGCGAUUCCAGUUUUUCGUAACGUCCCCAAGUGUCCGCGAUCGUCGUAGUGGCGUAUAAAAACCGUGCUGCCGUACGUUCGCACCAGUUCAGUGUGGUGGUGCAGCUCGAUCGUGUUGGUAGGCCGCUACUGAACGUGUGUGACCCAUGCUCCACCGCUGCCAGUGUUGUGAUAAAGUUGUUUUCGUUCUCGAAGCUUUUGGUGUGUCGUGAAUAUGUGGUGGAGUAGCAGCAGCAGUAGAAUCAGCACCCUAGCGCUGCUCGUGGUGAUCCUCGGCGUAGGGUUGAUCCCAUCAGCUGAAGGGCAAUUCGGGUCGCCUCAGCGUAGGGUGUCGGUGUUAAGACAGAUAGGUGGCACGAGAGUGCGUGCGUCUUUUCCAAGCCCAAAUGAACCGGUUGCAGCGCCAGUAGUGACAAGCACGCGCCAGCAAAACUACAACCCGUUCCAGUACAACCCAGCGUCGGCGGCCGUGACGGAGUUGGCACGCACGAUCGGUAGCAUUCUGGGGCAGCAGAAGAAGGCGGCUGUCUUCUCGCCGGUUAGCAUUGCGUGUGCUCUUUCGCUGAUGCUGCUUGGGGCGAAUCAUGAGACAAAGAACGAGCUAGUGCAGGUGCUCGGGUUCCAGCAGUUUGCGAGCCACCUGGACAACAUACACCGGCUGUACAGUGAGAUGUUGAACGAUCUUGCAAGGACCGAGUUCGAUGUGUCACCGCCACCAUGGCGUACCGCGAAUCCUUGCUACGAUGACGAUGAAGAUGAGGAAGACGCAGCGCUGGAUGCUAGGUACCCGCUGCAGAAGGACGUGAUUCGUGUGACGAACGCGGUGUUCGUGCAGGAGGGCUUACCGCUGGAUGGGAGCUUCCAGUUCUACUCGAACCGGUACUACAACAGCACGGCCCAAAACGUACCGUUUGGGACAAACCCAGCGCGAGCGGCGGGUUUGAUUAAUGCGUGGGUUCAACGUAGCACCGAGGGCAAAAUCCGCGACAUCCUGUCUGAGGCGGUGGCCGCCGAGGCGGAGAUGAUCGUCGCCAGUGCGCUGUACUUCAAAGGGCUGUGGUCGGAACCGUUCGAGCAGCAGUCGACCGAGAUGAAGCCGUUCUUUCCGGACGGGCACGGGCGCGAAUCGAAACCGGUUCUCGUGAUGUCGACUGUCGCUUGCUUCCCGUACUACGAUGCCGUUGAGUAUGAUGCGAAGAUCGUCGGUUUGUCGUACCAGGGCAACAAAACGGCCCUGUACAUUAUCAUGCCGAACAACUCGACCCGGCAGGUUAUGCAGGACUUUCAGCGACGUCUCACGCCGGCCAUGAUCGGUGAUAUGGUGUUUAAGAUGUCACAGCGCAAGAUGUACCUGCAGUUGCCGAAGAUGCGGAUCACCAACACGAUCAACCUGCGGGACGUGUUGCAGCGGCUUGGGUUGAGGACGAUCUUCAACCGUGGGCAGAGUGAUCUCACGGGUAUGAUCGCCCGAUCGAGCACGGUAACGCAGUUUGCGACACAUGAGCAGCUGCACGUGAGCGAGUUCAUUCACCGGGUGGAGUUGGACAUCAACGAGAAGGGUACGGAGGGUGGUGCGGUUACAACUUCGACCAUCUUCCGGGCGUUACCGUCUGUGCACUUCCGGGUUGAUGCACCGUUCUUGAUACUGCUUGGCCACGAUGGUACUCGGCUACCGUUGUUCUAUGGCACGAUCUACGAUCCUACACCAAGGUUAACACCGAUGACUCGGCCAGCGAUCGUCUCGCGAUUUUCAUCCAGACAAGGCUUCGAAAAUACACCGGCUCCAGCUGCGAGUGUCCCCACAAGGAGCCAGAUUUCGACUCCCAGUAUAUCUAUGACCCCUGGAAACGAUCCAAAGAUCGCCCAGACCGUGGUUGACAUGACGAUGCGGCUGAGUCGCACGUUGGCACAGCAACAAAGCAAAACGGAGCUGUUCUCACCGGUCAGCAUUGUAACCGUGGCCAACCUGCUGUUCCUUGGGUCCAGCGGUGCCACUCACGCGGAAUUCAACAAACUGCUCACCCCGGCCAGCAUGAACUGGAAGCAGCUGCACCAGCGCUAUGGCAGUGUGUUAGCAAACCUGGUCUCUCCAAAUCCGAUCGACGCCCGACGGGAACAGUGGCGUCAACAGACGUGCCCACAGGACGAGGACUACGAAGACGGAUCGUCGUCAACUCCUGCUCAAAAGUCCCAAGUUAUCCGGCUUGCGAAUGGGGUGUUUUACCAGAAGGACCUGCAAAUGCGCCAGCAGUACGAGCGUCUGGCUCGCAGCCUAUAUGGUGCGCUGAUCCAACCGAUCGAUCCCCGAAAUGGGGCUGCCUCCAGCUCGACGAUCAACAAAUGGGUUAGUGACGUGACGGCGGGUAAAAUCCGCAACAUGCUCGAAGGACCGCUCAGCAGCAGUUCUAGCAUGGUGAUCGUCAAUGCGCUCUACUUCAAGGGCAAGUGGAAGACGCAAUUCGAGCCCAUGGUAACUCGCCAAGGUCCGUUCUUCCCGGAUGGAUACGAUGGAUCGUCGUUCUCUGUCAAGAUGAUGAGUCUCAGUGGGUGUUUGCCGUUCUACAAAGCCACCGACCCGAUGGAGGUGUCGAUCGUGGGUCUACCGUACCGUGAUGACAGCAGUACCAUGUACCUGAUCCAACCUGCGAAUUCAAGUCGCACCGCCAUCAGACGUCUGCAGGCUUCACUGACCGGCAAGAUGCUCGAGUCGUGGAUCGGCCAGAUGAAGCUACAGUCUACGAUGGUGCGGCUGCCGAAGAUGCAUCUGCGUAAUAGUGUCGAUCUACUGCAGUCGUUCCAAAAGCUCGGUUUCAACUCGAUCCUCAGCCCGGCGAAGAGUGAUCUCUCGAACAUGGUCGACAGUGGUACCGAUGGUCCGAAACCGUACGUCAACCAGAUAAUGCACAAAAUCGACCUCUCGAUCGACGAGGAGGGUACGGAGGGUGCGGCCGCUACUUCCGCUCUGGUUGAUCGUAUUAGCUCGCAAAGGCGCUUCAAUGGUAACACGCCAUUCCUCGUUUAUCUGCGGCACGAUGCCACCGGGUUGCCGCUGUUCUACGGUCCCAUCUUCGAUCCUCGCUAGAUGGCACACGUGGCCGGUGCUCUAAACAGCGAAUGUAUUGUGGGAUUGACCAAAGAACUUAACAUUAACAGUGUGGAAGAUGACGCUGGUGAUGCUUCUUCGAGGGAGUGCAUAUUUAUAUGUUAGUUGUUUGUGCGGCGCUGUGUUGGAGGAUGGAACGAACUCAACGCGUAAAAUUUAUGAAAGUAUUAUUAUUUAUAUCAAGUACCAUGAACCUUCGGCUCGGUGGUACUUCUCUCGUCGACUGAUGAACCCAGUGAUUUGGAAAAGUGAUCUACAAAAUGGCGAUCCUGUGUGCUAUGUUGGGACAUUCAGAGCCGUGAGGUGCUGUUUGCUACAUUUUUUGACUCCUUACCAGUAGCAGCAGUGCUUGCAAGGCUGACGAGUUAAAUUAUGUAAUAAUAAAAUUGAUUUUAAUUAUAUGCAUGAG
Anopheles nili is the source of this 3709-nucleotide messenger RNA. RefSeq lists its product as uncharacterized. The record is from RefSeq and is a predicted model, not a curated record. The transcript has 4 exons. Gene Ontology annotation, molecular function: serine-type endopeptidase inhibitor activity. Lineage: Eukaryota; Metazoa; Arthropoda; Insecta; Diptera; Culicidae. Bases 412 to 3279 code for a protein of 955 amino acids.